GAGGCACAUGUCGGUGGUUUUAAGAGAAACACGUAUAAUUCAUCCGUUAGCAGGACUUCAUCAAAAUGGAUUGUCGAUGGAUUUUCGGAAUAUUUGUUGUCAUAGCAACAGUUGUGCUAUCUUCAGCUGAUGACAGCAAAGAUGACAAAAAAGUGAAGAAACUUCAGAUUGGGGUGAAGAAACGAGUCAGUGAUUGUAAAAUUAAAUCCAGAAAAGGGGACACAUUAAACAUGCAUUACACAGGUAAACUAGAAGAUGGCACAGAGUUUGACAGUAGUGUUGGGCGUAACCAGCCCUUCACUUUCACCCUAGGUGCUGGUCAGGUUAUUAAAGGCUGGGAUCAAGGAUUGUUAGGAAUGUGUGAAGGAGAGAAGAGGAAGCUGGUGAUACCAUCUGACAUGGGGUAUGGCUCUCGCGGUGCUCCUCCCAAGAUACCAGCUGAUGCCACCUUGAUAUUUGAAGUGGAACUCCUUAGUAUAGAGAGGAAAGAUGAGCUGUAAGCAAGUCUGAGUUGCCACAACAACAGAGGCAGUGCUGUCAUUUUCAUCCAUUUGCUUUUUUCUAAUAAUAUAUGUAUGCUUAGAAACAUGGCAUAAAUUCAUUCACGUCCCUGCUAUAUUGUGUUGCUGCUAGUAGGUAAAGACUUAAGUUUCUCUUGAUUCUCAUGUUUUGCUCUAUAAUGUCAGUUCCAUUAACAAGUGAUUUUGUACUAACAUAUACAUGUGCAGGUAGCUACAUGUACAUGUUUGUGCCAGUUAACCUUUGGCUGGUCAUAGGUUUCCCCCCCCUUCCCCAGGCUCUGUUCAGUUACGUCCAAAUAUAAUGCUGGCCGCCAUCAUAUAUUAAUUGAAAGAUUCUAGAGUACAACACAAAAUAAAUAAAUAAAUAAUUAAACAGAUCCAUAGCUGAAUAGUGUACAUGUUUUUUGUACUAUCAGAAUGUGACAUACACUUUAUAUUGGAUGUUUGUCCCUCUGAAGAAAUUCCUUGCAAAAAUAAAGUUUAGUUGACAUUUAAGGCACGCUCAAGCAUUGUUGCAUAUCUUCUGUCAGAAUGUCUAUAUUAUCAGUUAUGUUUUGCAUAUUCCCCAGAAGUAUUCACCUGUAGCUGUGUUUGUGCUGUCCCCAGAAAUAUUUACCUGUGGCUGUGUUUGUGCUGUCCAUCAUGUUCAGUCUUGUCAGGGUGUUUGAGAUACAACUUUAAGAUGACAUGUUUGUUUUACAAAGUGACACUACAAAAAUGUUUUUUUCCAAUUUUUAUGAUUUGUAUGUUUUUCAAGGCUAUCCAGUCCUAUACAUUUGUCUUAAUCAGGAAAAAAUGCUGAGAUAAUCUACUUUUUUCCCCCCUACAAAUAAGGUGAUUUUCAAGUUUUAUUUUUAUACCCUUGACGUUGAAAAAAGAUUUAUUCUGGCUGUAAAACAACUAGUAAAAUUGGAGCGGGGUAAAUUGUGGGCCAAACGAGGUGUUGGAUCAAUCCCACCCUCCUAAGGGCACUUUCCUGUGGAUAUAUAAUCAGCGAAUUCACCUGACCCUUUUCCCCUCGGCCUCCACACUAGUGUUCUUGGGAUGAGCAGUUGACAGAUCUUGUUUGUGUGGUUUAACAUGAAGUUCCUGGGAUAUUACUUACAUUCCACCUAUAAGGCAUAAAUACUGAGCUCGCUCAGCAGAUGAAAUGCAUCACAUGUGGUAUAGUUUUGGACUUGCCUUAAACGGCUGCAUUGGUGAUCACCCUGGGCAAUUCGGUUUUCUUAAUAUUUGGGCCCUGAAGAAACUGACAGUGCCAUAAAUUUUCUUGAGUAUGGGAUUAAAACAUCAA
Messenger RNA from Liolophura sinensis, 1815 nucleotides. Its product is annotated as peptidyl-prolyl cis-trans isomerase FKBP2-like. Gene Ontology annotation, biological process: protein peptidyl-prolyl isomerization. Gene Ontology annotation, molecular function: peptidyl-prolyl cis-trans isomerase activity. Gene Ontology annotation, cellular component: endoplasmic reticulum. The coding region runs from base 66 to 500 and encodes 144 amino acids. The record is from RefSeq and is a predicted model, not a curated record. Lineage: Eukaryota; Metazoa; Mollusca; Polyplacophora; Chitonida; Chitonidae. The transcript has 5 exons.